AUGAAACCUUCAUCACCAAUGUCAUUCACUUCUUCUUCCCUUCCAAGAAAAACUCGUCUCUCUCCUUACCUCUUCACACUCUUAGCCUUCAUCCUCUUCGUCUGUGUUCUCUAUGGUGAAGACUUCAUGUGCAUCUUUGGCCAGCUUGAGCCCACUUUUAACCUCCAACCUUCUCCAAAACCUAGUAACAAGAAACCAGAGAAGCUUGCGUUUGCCAUAGGCAAAACAGAGGAAAACUGCGACGUAUUCAGUGGGAAAUGGGUGAGAGAUGAAGUUUCCCGACCACAGUACGAGGAAUGGGAGUGUCCUUACAUUCAACCUCAGCUUACGUGUCAAGAACGCGGCCGUCCCGACAAAGAUUACCAGUUCUGGCGGUGGCAACCUAAUCACUGCGACCUUCCCUCGUUCAACGCCACGCUAAUGUUGGAAACAUUGAGAGGGAAGAGGAUGAUGUACGUAGGAGACUCGUUAAACCGUGGAAUGUUUGUAUCAAUGAUCUGUCUUCUUCAUCGUGUUAUCCCUAAUGAUCAAAGAUCCAUUAAAACUUCUGGUUCACUCACUGUCUUCACUGCCAAGGAGUAUAACGCGACGAUAGAGUUCUACUGGGCACCGUUUCUUCUAGAAUCGAACUCAGAUGAUGCAAUUGUUCAUAGAGUAUCAGAUAGGGUUGUGAGGAAAGGGUCAAUCAACAAACAUGGUCGUCAUUGGAAAGGCGUUGAUAUAGUUGUUUUCAAUACUUAUCUAUGGUGGAUGACUGGCUUGAAGAUGAAAAUAUUGCAAGGAUCAUUUGAAGAUAAAGAGAAGGUUAUCACAGAGGUUUCAACUGAAGAUGCGUAUAGGAUGGGGAUGAAGAGUAUGCUGAGAUGGGUGAAGAACAAUAUGGAUCGCAAGAAAACUAGGGUUUUCUUCACAAGCAUGUCACCAACUCAUGCCAAGGGCAUAGAUUGGGGAGCUGAACCGGGACAAAACUGCUAUAAUCAGACAACGCUCAUAGAAGAUCCAAACUACUGGGGAUCAGACUGUCGGAAAAGCAUAAUGAAAGUGAUUGGAGAUGUGUUUGGGAGAUCGAAAACACCGAUAACGUUCCUGAACAUAACGCAGAUGUCGAACUAUAGGAAAGAUGCGCACACUUCGAUAUACAAGAAGCAGUGGAGUCCACUUACGUCGGAGCAGAUAGCGAAUCCGACGAGCUAUGCGGAUUGUGUGCACUGGUGCUUGCCUGGCCUUCAAGAUACUUGGAAUGAGCUUCUCUUUGCUAAACUUUUCUAUCCUUGA
Messenger RNA from Eruca vesicaria subsp. sativa (arugula), 1275 nucleotides. The record is from the annotation of a GenBank genome assembly. NCBI's taxonomy places the organism in Eukaryota, Viridiplantae, Streptophyta, Magnoliopsida, Brassicales, Brassicaceae.